AGAUUCUCCCCCCUGUUUCCAGGACUCCAUGAGCAGGAGGGUCGCGCGUCGUCCGCAGUCCGCAGAGUUUCUCGCCGGAUUCCCCAAACCCCCCUACGCAGCUCCCUCUCCUCUCCGCCUCCACCCAUCGAGCACCGAGCGGCGGCGGCAUGGAGGCUGGCGGCGAGGAGUUCGCGAUCGGCGUCGUGAUCUCCGCGAAGACCACAAUGGGGGAGGAGUUCGAGGGCCAGAUCGUCGCCUUCGAUCGCCCCUCCAACCUCCUCGUUAUCCAGGAGGUCGUGGGGAGGGCGGAGAGGGGGGAGCGGCGGAACGUGAGGGUGCUCAAGGCGAACUACAUCCGGGAGUUCUCUGUGGUCAGCAAGGGUGACGACCCUCUCGAUCCUGCCGGCUGCAUGCUGGACCUCAACGCCAUUUAUGCCCGGGAGGAUGCUGCACUCAGGCAAGCAGAGAUUGAGGCCGAGAGAAUUGGUGUUGGUGUCACCCCAGAAGCUCAAAGUAUAUUCGAUGCGCUGUCCAAGACGCUUCCGGUUCAGUGGGACAAGACUGACAUUGUUGUAAUGAAGGAGGUUCGUGUAUGCAGUCCGUACCUGCCUGAAAAUGUAAGUGGAGGAACAGCGGCAGCAAAUGAGCGCGUUAAGAAAGUGAUUGACUUUGAAAGGAAAAGAUUGCAUUCACGUGUACCUGGCCAAUUCUCUUAACUUAAAAGGCUUGACUAAUAUUUACAUUAGCCUCCGUGUUGUAUUUCUAAUACCGCAGCCAGUUUUCUUAUUCUCAUCGAUGGGGUUUUCUAUUAUAUGUUUCAGAAAAAAUCUGUCAUAAUAAUCAUAUCAACUGGUUAGUUCUGUACUGCUUCAUAGAUGGCAUGUGUUACUUGAAUGGAUUAUAACACCUCGUAUUGGGCAACUGUUAGUUUUGUCGCUGGUACAGGAGUUGGGAAGGAUUGAAUUGAAGUAGCACAUGCACAUCGAAAGAACUCAACAUUGAAAAAGGGGGAGUUGGCAACUAAGG
This is a messenger RNA of Sorghum bicolor (sorghum), 1008 nucleotides long. RefSeq names its product protein LSM12 homolog. The transcript is spliced from 5 exons. The record is from RefSeq and is a predicted model, not a curated record. Bases 150 to 698 code for a protein of 182 amino acids. NCBI's taxonomy places the organism in Eukaryota, Viridiplantae, Streptophyta, Magnoliopsida, Poales, Poaceae.